Molecule: messenger RNA, 396 nt
Organism: Knipowitschia caucasica
Lineage: Eukaryota; Metazoa; Chordata; Actinopteri; Gobiiformes; Gobiidae
Source: the annotation of a GenBank genome assembly
AUGAAGUCGGAUGAUGAAAACAAAGCAAAGAAGUUUAAAGAGCUUCUGGACAAAAUGUGGUCGACUAAAUUAAGGAAACACGUGGCAACAUUGUGUCAACUUCUGGACCUCUCGAACCAAGAGCUGGAGCAGGUUGCAAAGUUCAUGGGCCACGACAUCAGAGUCCACUGCAACUACUACAGACAGACUGAUAAAACCUUUCAAGUGGCUAAAGUUGGGAAGCUGUUGUUUGCAAUGGAAGGUGGGGCAGAGGCCCUAAAGGGAAAGACCCUCCAGACCCUGGAUGCAGCUGUCUGUGCGUGUGCUGAAGUGUCUGAUGAAGAGGAGCUAGAGCCGACCUCCACAAAGGCCCAGAAAAACAAACUGACCAAGAGGACAGAUGGUGAGUACAACUGA